AUGAAGAUUCAUGGCAAUAAAAGGGAGAAAAGGGAGCUGCUGCGUGUGGUGACGGUGUUAGAGGACUCCUCUGCCUCCUCCUCUUCUUUUGCCUCCAGCACCUCACUGAAGAACCUGAAGAUGGAGUUGAAACUCAUCCAGGAGAAACAAUCAAUGCGGUGGUGCUCUCUUGUUCACCCUGAACUGGCGAUGAACUCCCCCGGAAUGCCGCCAGCCUCUCCAACCUAUCCCAUCACAGUUGAGGGUCACCAUGGGGGUGUCUCUGUGCCAAUAUGCAGAUGAGCCUGUGUCCCUCCAAUGACUCUAGCAUUAAGCCCCACCCCUCUCCAUCAGUGGAGGCUUUGAUGUGAAGUCCUCUCUCCCCCAGAAAAAACUCACAAGUAGGCAUAAACCCAUUCUCGUACAGACUUACAGUCUCCAUUGCUAAGGUGUUCUGAAGGUAUAGGACUGAAGUGCAGUGUACUGGUGUAACAGUAUAAAAUGUUUAAAGCUUUGCAUGACUAACUUCAUGUUAUAUGUUGGAACUUUACUCUGCUUUCUUGAAAACGUUGUGCAAACCAAGUUGAAUGUCCCACUGUAAUCAUGUCUACAAACAAAUCUAAUAAAUAUUUUAAAAGCAACAAUAGCUUCAUUCACUCAAAAUACAGCAUUGAGCUCUAAAAUAAAGGUUCUGACUGACUUGUCAAGGUGACUAUAGUGGCAAUAAAAACGUUCACCUUUUAUAAUGUGUUUGGAAUUUGUUUUAAGCAAUAGAAAGCUCCCAUCAGAUGAAACCAAUGACAAGCUACUCAAGAUGUUCAACUAUAGAGCACAAAAAGAACUGUCUCAGAAACAUGGCGGGCAGUGAGGGCUCCCUUAUGCGCUCUCUGCUGAGGUCAUGGCACAGAUUGGAUGCAGGGCCUGCCCAGUGGCUCUUGUUUGAUUAUUCUGUAUGUGUUGCCUGAGCCCGGUGAGGCUGCUUCAUUAUGUGACAGGCAAAGGAGAGUAUUUGAUCCUGGAUAUUUAGCCUCUUCCUCUCUGUCAUGGCCACUGGAGCCCUCUCAAGGUAAUUGACUGACUGUUUGAUCUCUCUCUGACUCUGCACUGCUACAAUAUGAUGACACACAAACACUUUAAACAUGUGAGAGUCGACCGAUGGAUGGACAUUUUUCACAGCCAUUUGUAACACGCACACACAGUCCUCAUUUGUGUUCAGUGAGGUAAGGGAACAGAGGAGCGGCUCUGAGCUGGAAACAAGGAAAGUCCUGCAUUGCUAUGGGCCAUGCUUUCUUCCCUCUGCACCAAA
Molecule: messenger RNA, 1285 nt
Organism: Menidia menidia (Atlantic silverside)
Lineage: Eukaryota; Metazoa; Chordata; Actinopteri; Atheriniformes; Atherinopsidae
Source: the annotation of a GenBank genome assembly